Molecule: messenger RNA, 999 nt
Organism: Guillardia theta CCMP2712
Lineage: Eukaryota; Cryptophyceae; Pyrenomonadales; Geminigeraceae
Exons: 6
Coding region: 1-999 (332 amino acids)
Source: RefSeq, a predicted model, not a curated record
AUGCCUGUGCAGGCUAUGUCUUCUUUUGUGCUGAAUGAAUCGAAUGAGAUCCCCAAUGACAUGUUUACUAGGAAAUUCUUUGCUGCAUGCGUCGAUGACAGAGCAAGACUUAGCACAACCUGGUCUGGAUCAGUAGAAGCAAGGUACCAAGCUUGCAGCGCUCUCAGUGAGCUUGCGUACCAAAAUGAAAAGAUCUGUAUGGCGAUCAUCAACGCGCCGGGCAUGCUUGAUGCCAUCAGAUCUGUAGCGAAUGGAAGGCACGUGGGAGCGCGAAAUGCGGCAAUCUCGGCGUUGAAUUGCAUGUCAAGAUCGAUCGAAGCAGCUCAAGCUCUUAUUCAUGCUAGGAUAGUUGAGGAGGUGCUCACUCCAAUAUUAUCGGAGAAGGGAAGAGGAGAGAAAUAUGAGGCCCGGGUUGCUCGCGCCGUCUUGGCGAUUGCGAACAUCAUGGGAGCGAAGGGAGGGUAUGAGAUUUGUGCCCCAGUAUUAGCCAAGUAUCCGAAUCACCUGGAAAUGGCUGUGAACAUUCUGGGGCACUCGUUGAACGGGUUGAAAUGGGGUGGUAUUCUUUUUGCUUUGUACAGUGUAAUUAUUCCAAUGAGUCAUCUGUCUGCCAUCAAGGAAAAUCAAGCAAGGCUGGUAGAGUUGGGAAUGAUCGAAAAAUUAGCCAGAGUGCUUCGAGAGUGGCAGCCAGGGCACCUCUCUGACAGCGUCAUGGAACGAGUGCUUCUCAUCAUCCUCAGCAUCAACGAUCAGCCCGAGUUCCAGCAUCGGAUUCGUUUGAGCGGGUUGAUAGCGGGGUUGCAACAGAUUCAGCUCGGCCUGCGGAACGAGCCUCCACAGUGUCGGGCGCUGGCCGAGCAGCUGCUGUCGAGCCUGCUGGAGUGCCAUGUCGCCGUGUGCAUGGGUCAGCAUGCUCGUCUUGGCGCUGACUCUCCGCUCAUGCUCCUCGACGACUUUGUAUCCUCCCUGAUCUUGGACAUGGCCUUCCCAAUGAAUUGA